AUGACGCAGGAUAGAUCCGAACAACAGGGCUCAUUGGAAGUUCAAGAGGUGCCCAGCGAGCAUGGCAGCCUCGUCGAGAAGAAUGGAACAAUCGGUGACCAGCGUGACAUGCUGCGCAUGGGCAAAACCCAAGAACUAAGGAGGAAUUUCCGCUUUGUGACUAUCUUCGGAUUCACAAUGGUUUUAAUGGCAACAUGGGAGGCGCAAUUGAGCGCAAAUGGGUUCGGCCUCGUCAAUGGAGGAACCGCAGGUCUGAUAUGGGCUCCCACUACCGGCGGUCAAUAUCAUUGGGUCAGCGAGUUUGCGCCGCCUUCAGGCCAGAAGUUUCUGUCCUAUAUUGUUGGCUGGCUCUGCGUUUUAGGCUGGCAAGUCGGCAAUACUGCCGUUGCCUUUUUGAAUUCACAGCAGAUCCAAGGUCUCAUCAUCCUGAACAAUCCCGACUAUGUCCCGAAACGAUGGCAUCUUACCUUGCUUGUCAUUGGCGUCAUCACCUUCUGCCAAGUUUUCAACACGUUUCUGGCUAGCAAGUUGCCACUCGUCGAGGGAAUCGUUCUGAUUCUGCACUUUGCGGGCUUCUUCGCUAUCCUGAUCCCCCUCUGGGUGUGUGGAGAGAGGAGCGACGCGAAGGAAGUCUUCACUACCUUCACGGAUGGCGGCGGCUGGGGUAACAUCGGCCUAUCCUGCCUCGUCGGCAUGCUCUCCCCCAUCUUCUCCCUCAUAGGCCCCGAUUCCGCAACCCACAUGUCCGAGGAACUACGCGACGCGUCCAAAUCCCUUCCUCGAGCCAUGAUAGCAACCGUCCUCGUCAACGGGGCCAUGGGCUUCGUCAUGCUCUGCACAUUCUGCCUGAUGAUUGGCAACAACGUGGAAGAAAUCCUCGCGACGCCUACGAAACAGCCGUUCAUCCAGGUCUUCUAUAAUGUGACGCAGAGCAAAGCAGGGACUAAUGCAAUGACGGCGAUUCUGAUUGUCCUGGCGAUGUUUGGCUGCGUCACUAAUAUUGCGACGAGUUCGCGCCAGAUUUGGGCUUUUGCGAGGGAUAACGGAUUACCGUUUUCCAAGUGGCUUGCGCAUGUCCGUCCCGGUUGGGAUAUCCCUUUAAACUCCGUCAUGAUCUCCUAUGCAGUUGCAAUCCUCCUAUCCCUAAUCAACAUCGGAUCCACCGUCGCUUUCAACAUCGUCACCUCGCUCGGCACCGGCGCACUUCUCUGCUCUUACAUCGUUUCCAUAUCCUGCGUAACUCUGAAGCGCUUACGUGGCGAAAAGCUUCUCCCAUCGCACUUCUCACUCGGGCGUUUUGGUCUCCCUAUUAACAUCUUCUCGAUCCUGUUUCUCUCGCUGGCGUUCGUUAUGAUAUUCUUUCCUACAGUGCCGCAUCCAUCUCCCGCGGCAAUGAAUUGGAAUGUACUAGUUUUUGGAGUGGUGCUGGUGUUUUCCAUUUUCUAUUUCUUAGUGAGAGGGAGAUACAGGUACGAUGGGCCCGUGGCAUACGUGAAGAAGAGCUAG
Molecule: messenger RNA, 1506 nt
Organism: Cucurbitaria berberidis CBS 394.84
Lineage: Eukaryota; Fungi; Ascomycota; Dothideomycetes; Pleosporales; Cucurbitariaceae
Product: amino acid transporter
Exons: 6
Coding region: 1-1506 (501 amino acids)
Biological process (GO): transmembrane transport
Cellular component (GO): membrane
Molecular function (GO): transmembrane transporter activity
Source: RefSeq, a predicted model, not a curated record